AGUAAGAAAAAUCAACCAAGAGUAUUAUUUUUGGUAUCUGGAAUUGAAUUUACCAGUGAAGCAAGCACAGCAACCUCAGUAAAGUCUUUGUCUUUGUAAACAUCUUACCCCUUGGCAGUUCUCUAGAGUUCAGACUUGGCAGCAUCAAGGACACAACGCAAGCAGUAUGAAAGAAAAAAAAAAAAACAAGUUGGUUGGAUAGGUCUCCUUCAUGCAGUCAUUAAUGAUCCAGGCUGUCAUAAGGUCUGCCAUCUUCAUCACAUCAUUUUCAAAGUUAUCCUGGAGGUCAUCUCCAUUUCAGCCAGAUAAAUGAGUAUGCAGAGGAAAUUUUUAUAGCAGGCAUUUUGGAGAUCAAAGAUGGGUAGAAAAGAUGCUUCUACUAUAAAACUUCCUGUUGAUCAGUACAGAAAGCAAAUUGGUAAACAGGAUUAUAAAAAAACCAAACCUAUUUUACGAGCAACCAAAUUAAAAGCAGAAGCAAAGAAAACAGCAAUAGGCAUAAAGGAAGUUGGCCUUGUACUUGCAGCUAUAUUGGCACUGCUACUGGCUUUCUAUGCUCUUUUUUAUCUCAGACUCUCCACGGAUGUUAACCCUGAUCUGGACCCAGAUGAAGAUUAGCUAAGCAGCAGUCAAUGAAUGAGAGGGAAAUAAUUUUAUAAAAGCACCUAUUGGGACCAAUAUUUUCAGUAAUGAAAGUGCAACAUAUUGAAUUCUUUCUGCUGGUGUUUUCAGUUUGCAUAAAUAUCUUUUUAAAUAGUUGCAGAGGAUAUCAAGGAAAGAACCUUCCCUAGAAAUGCAGUAUAAUAUAUGCUACCGGAUACUUUAAAAAAUCUUUUUGCUUUGAAAGACACCCUGUACAGGGUGCAUUUAGAUAAAAUGGAAAAUAGAUCCUAAAUUUUUCAAAUGUCUUUGCCAAUUUAUGUAUAAUUACAUAACUUACAGAUUACUAAUUCUAUUUUUGUUCUAUAUACAUCGUAAUUAAAAGUAUAUAUCCUCAUUUACAGAAACUCUCAAAUCACAUUCAGAACCUACGAAGGAACAAAAGUCAUGGGAAGUUUUUUAUUUUUCAAAGAAGCCCUGCUCUCUUUCCAGACGUAUUUUAUAUCAUUAGAGAGACUAUCUGCACAUACAUCUACAGUAAUCUUUUUCCAUCUUUGCCAACUGUUCAGUGCACAUGUGCUCCAUCAGAAAUGGCACCUGGAUGACAGAAGCUCAAAGAGUCACAUAUGUCUCUAAAAUAGAGUUCUUUUCCUCUUGGGCUGUCUGAGUUGGUGUAAAUAGAAAGUUCAGUUGAUCUUGAUUUUAAUUAACUUAUUGCUCUAUUAAUAUAAACUUGGAAUUCUAUUUUAAUUAUGUUGUUCUGGCUGCUUGUAGUAUCAGUUUGCCCCUCUUGUUAGGUAGAUAUGUAACAAUCUGUCAUUUAAUUGUGCAGUCUUUUUCACUUGACAGUAAUAGCAAGAGUCCUUCCUAUUCAGAAACAUCUUCUUGGGUUGUCUUCUAAAUAUGAACAAUAUAAAAUUGUUUUACAAAAUUACAUUGUAUCUCUUAAGAGUUAAUCAAUUUAGAAUUCUUUAGUGAAAAAUAAAUAAUAGAAGAAAACAUAUGCCUCAUAUUACUUUCAUAUGUAAUUAUCUGUUUAUAUAAUUUUUUUCAACGUAUUUUGCAUUUGUGGGAACAUAAUGACCAGUAUAUUCAAUAUUUUACUGAUAAUUAGAUUUUUACAUAUUUUUUAAAACACAUGAACACAUAAAGCUUAGAAAAUUGGAAACUACCUGUCCACAGAAGAGUUGCUAGUUACUGCCUUAUAUAAAUGCAUAUAAGAUGAAGUUUGAAAUAUGUGCACAAAGUGUUUUAUAUUACAUACAUUGUAUUAAUGAAGAAUAAAUAAAAUAUUAAGAUUGUUUUCAUACUGGCCAAGAGAAGAAAUCUUUGGUAAAUAUUCCAGGAAUAUGUAGGGCUUUCUAAGCACAGUUUCUAAAAGACAGAUAUUCUUUGGUACUUUUGCAAAAAGUUGAAUGUGACUGUGUAGCAUUAUGUUCUGCAGAAUUUUUUUCAAGUAGCAUAAUUUAUUUCAUCAGUGUGAAAACAGCCAAAGGUUCCAAUAUCCUCACAGAUCAUUUAUGCCAAACAUCUGAGGGCAAAAUUUAGCCAGUGUUAUUUACUGGAUUCUUCCCCUUGAACUCACAAAUGCAAGAGACAGACCAAGCGUUCUUAUAUACUUACCACAGCGGACCAAUCCAAGUGGCAUUUUUAGGAAAGGUUGCAGCAUUUAAUGCCAUGUGGUAUGUCUGUUCGUGAAGUGGGAGGCAAGGGAAUAUCCAAGCUGGCAUUUUGGAUAUGAUGGGCCUUUUACUUUCCUGAGUGACAUGCCACAUGUCAAGAAAUACUGCUUUUCCCCCCACUCCCAUCACAUUUACGUGAACAAUUUUCAUUUAGUUAUUUCCCCUCCCAUAUGGUGUUAAAAACAGUCAUAUUAAAUAAAGAUUAUUUCUAGUUUUCAGUGGUAAUUUAAAUGAGAGUAUAUGUAAUAAUUGCUUAUUAGAGACCUAUCCAAGUAAAAUAUAACAGAGUUUACAGUAUUUUAAAUAGAUGAUUAUGCUCCUGGAAAUAUUUGAAAAAUCAUCAUCCUGGAAAAAAAAACUUUACCAUUCUGUUUUACUCUUUUUUUUUUGAGGGAGAAAUGUUUCUGAUAGCAAUAAGUAUUAGUCUAAAUAUAAUAUAGUUAAGGCAAAUUUCUUUGUCUAGAUUUAUCAAUAUGAGUCUACAGCGAAUCCAUUUACUGUAUGGCUGAAAGACUUAUGAUGGUCCCAGAGAAUCAUAAAUCCCAAAAGCCAAACUCUCUGAUUUCAGUAAAUAGCAGGUAAAGUGACACAAUAUAUGUUUACACAAAACUGUUUUCGUGAAAUGCAAAUUUUGCAAAACUCACAUUAACUGGUAAGCAGCCAAUCCUCUGUAGAGAAAUCCCAGAUUGAAAGUCUGGUUUGAAUCUUUGAAGACAGAAAGGUGAUAUCCAGCCUGCUGUUUCAAGGGACCACACUUUUGAAUAGUGAGUGGUGUUUGACGUAAAUCUGAGACUGGCACCAGACACAAACUUUAGGCAUUUUCCCUCCAAUAAUUCACUGCUGAGUAGUUUAGAAGACAAAAACAGAAAAAGUUAUAAUGACUUUUCAAAAUGUCUAUUCGUUAACAUACUCUGCAAAAUAAAUUUCAACUAAUGCAGCAAACUUAAAAUAUGUCCUAUGGAAUACGGUGACUGAAGUUUGAAGGCUUCUGGUUCCUAUUUUGCAUGCAAGUGUAGACAGGGUAAAGAAUAUGUAAAUUAAUUGGAGAUGAGAUACAGCAUUGUAAAAAUAUAACCUCAUCUAGAAUUUUCCUUAAAACAAACAAAAGUCUAUUUUAGUAAAAAUAUAGGAUGGGUUGUUGUUUUAAGGUGGCAGAAUCCUGCAAGAUUUUCUGUCUUCAAUUUUUCAUAAAGACAAAAGAAACAAAUACUCUCACUCCAACCAAUGCGAUUGUGAGAUUCUGAGAGUAUGUUCUUAUUCAUUUCUGUAAUUUCAAUAGUGUAGUAAUCCGCACAUAAAUUUAAUAAGUGAACGUUAAAAUUUAAGUAAAUGUCUUUUAGUCCUCUGAGAGUCUAGCACAGUUCUUUAUGUAGGAUAGACAAUAAAAAUUGUUUCAAUUCAAUAAAACUUAAAACAAUAUUGAUCAACUCAGCAUUUAGCACUGUGGUUAUUGGUUGUAUUGUGACAUAUAUGUGAUCCAUCCUGAUUCUCUUUAAGAUCAAGACAAUUAACAUUAAGGCUGUUAUAGGAUAGAAAUACUGCUUUUUUCUUAGAAAUUAAAUAUGCUAUCUUUAUCUUAGUAUUUAUUAAAACUCACACUCAGUGUUUGAAAUCAACUUAACAUACAUCUGCACUCCAAAUGAAAAUAGAAAUAAAUUUUCAUUAUAAUGUUUAUGUGAAUACUAAAGCAUUGUAUUUUCUAGGUUCUAAAAUUGUAGUCAAUGAUGAUUCAGUAGAGCAAAUUGUGCUAUUUGUGAGCUUCAGAAAUAAAUGUCUAGAAAUUAAACUUA
Molecule: messenger RNA, 4072 nt
Organism: Carlito syrichta (Philippine tarsier)
Lineage: Eukaryota; Metazoa; Chordata; Mammalia; Primates; Tarsiidae
Gene: TRIQK
Product: triple QxxK/R motif containing
Exons: 5
Coding region: 358-618 (86 amino acids)
Cellular component (GO): endoplasmic reticulum membrane
Source: RefSeq, a predicted model, not a curated record